Trichoderma citrinoviride is the source of this 1062-nucleotide messenger RNA. Its product is annotated as NAD(P)-binding protein. NCBI's taxonomy places the organism in Eukaryota, Fungi, Ascomycota, Sordariomycetes, Hypocreales, Hypocreaceae. Bases 1 to 1062 code for a protein of 353 amino acids. The record is from RefSeq and is a predicted model, not a curated record. The transcript has 3 exons.
AUGGCUCCAACAAAGGUCCUUGUUACUGGUGCAACUGGCUACAUCGGCGGCUCCGUCCUCACCCGCCUCCUCAAAUCAACCCACCCCGACAUCAAAAACCUGACAUAUACCGUGCUGGUGCGAAAGCCUGAGCAUGCAGAGUACUUCAAGUCCCAGGGCAUGACGCCCGUCCUGUUCGAGAACCUCGAUCAGGUCGAUCUUCUCAAGAAACAGGCGUCUGAGCAUGACAUUGUGAUCAAUUCGGCCAGCGCAUUCAGACCGCUGGCAGCUAAGGCGUUGAUCGAAGGAUUGGCGGAGAGGAAGAAGACUACUGGAGGUCCAGUCUGGUUCAUCCAUACCUCCGGCACUUCUAGCCUCGGCAACCGUCCCGUCAGCAAAAUCUACACGGAAGAAGACGCCCCCUUUGAAUUCAAUGACAAGACCCAGGACAUUUACGCCUACGAGCUCAAGCGCGAAGAGCACGAGCCAUACCCCCAGCGUACAUGCGACGUGACCGUCGUCCAAGCAGGCGAAGAGUUCAACGUGCCGACCUACAUCCUCAUGCACCCGACCAUCUACGGCACCGGCAGGGGACCCUUCAACAAGCGCUCCGUGCAGAUUCCGUUUCUGGCGAAAAGGGCUCUGAAGAAGGGCUAUGCGGAGUACAUCGGCGAAGGUAAAGGAGUGUGGGACCACGUUCACAUCGACGACACGACAAAGAUGUACGAGUUACUUCUAGAGAAGUUGUUCUCGAAUGCCACUGUGCCCUCUGGAAGACGAGGCAUCUACUUUGGUGGUAAUGGACGUCACUCGUGGAAGCAGGCCUCCGAGGGCGUGGCCAAGGCUGGCUUCGCGGCGGGCGUGCUGAAAGACAAGGAGGCGCGGUCGAUUGGGCUGGCGGAGUUGGCGAGGGAGACGCCGGGGGCGGUUGAGCAGUUUCUGGAGCUGGGGUAUGCGUCGAGGUCGGUUACGAAUGGGGACUUGUCGAGGGAGGUGCUGGGGUGGGUUCCGGAGGUUGGGGAGGAGGCGUGGGAGAAGGGGUUUGCGGAGGAGAUUGAGGCGGCUGUGAAGGGGAGUGAGUGA